UAUUAUGUAAAUUAGUUGUGAAUUCCAUGCUGUGGAAUCAGUGUGUGACACUUCACAUCAUUCUGCUCUGCUUGCUGCCCACCCAGCUCCAGCCCCACGCCCACCCCCCCUGCCAACACCUCCCUCUAGAGUCCCCUAAUGUACCCCAGACACUCUUUCUCAGGCUCUUCAGACCAGCCUUAGCCUGCGCUCCAGCUCAGUGUUUGUGGCUGCUGGAAGAUUUCAGCAUCAUGGCUUCGACCGGAACUUUCCGCAUGGUGUCGGAAGAAGAGCAGGCUCUGCGAUCCAAGCUGGAGCACUUGACCGUGAAAGACCAUGGGCCAGUGUUUGGGCUGUGUAAGAAGCUGCCCGAUCACACGGUACAGAAGGCAAAAGAUGAGCUGAACGAGACAGAGGAGAAAAGGGUGUCCAGUGUGAAGGAGCUGAGGUCCCUGAUCAAGGAGAAAGCUGGAGAAGGAGACAGCCUGUCUGUUGGUGUGAGGGAAACAUUUGGGGACAAACCAGACUCUCUCCUUCUGAGGUUCAUCCGUGCCCGCAAGUUUGACGUGACCAGGGCACAUGAGCUUAUGAAGGGUUAUGUCCGCUUCAGAAGGGACUACCCAGAGCUGUUUGAGAAUAUGACCCCUGAAGCAGUUCGCAGCACCAUUGAGGCUGGUUAUCCACGGAUUCUCUCCACUCGAGACAAGUAUGGCCGUGUGGUGAUACUGUUCAACAUAGAGAACUGGGAUUUGGAGGAGGUCACUUUUGAUGAAACUCUGCGUGCAUACUGUGUCAUCCUGGAGAAACUUCUGGAAAACGAAGAGACUCAGAUCAACGGUUUUGUCCUCAUUGAAAACUUUAAGGGCUUCACCAUGCAGCAUGCCUCUGGCAUCAAACACACCGAGCUGAAGAAGAUGGUAGACAUGCUGCAGGACUCUUUUCCUGCACGUUUUAAGGCGGUGCAUGUGAUCCAUCAGCCCUGGUACUUCACAACCACGUAUAAUGUGGUUAAACCCUUCAUGAAAAGCAAACUACUGGAGAGGGUUCAUGUCCAUGGUGAUGAGUUGGAAACCUACUUAAGAGACUUUGGAGCUGAAAUCCUUCCUCCAGACUUUGACGGAACGGGCCCAAACUGCGAUGGCAAAGAGACGGCAAUCAAGCUUUUUGGUUCUGAAGACACAGCUCUUUGAAAGGCUACACCAAUGCACAACAUCAGCAAUAUAUAUAUAU
Astyanax mexicanus (Mexican tetra) is the source of this 1209-nucleotide messenger RNA. RefSeq names its product retinaldehyde binding protein 1a (gene rlbp1a). Lineage: Eukaryota; Metazoa; Chordata; Actinopteri; Characiformes; Acestrorhamphidae. The transcript is spliced from 8 exons. The record is from RefSeq and is a predicted model, not a curated record. The coding region runs from base 27 to 1169 and encodes 380 amino acids. Gene Ontology annotation, cellular component: membrane. Gene Ontology annotation, molecular function: phosphatidylinositol bisphosphate binding.